Messenger RNA from Aureococcus anophagefferens, 1257 nucleotides. RefSeq lists its product as hypothetical. Gene Ontology annotation, biological process: SRP-dependent cotranslational protein targeting to membrane. The record is from RefSeq and is a predicted model, not a curated record. Gene Ontology annotation, molecular function: GTPase activity; GTP binding; signal recognition particle binding. The transcript has a single exon. The coding region runs from base 1 to 1257 and encodes 418 amino acids. Gene Ontology annotation, cellular component: membrane. NCBI's taxonomy places the organism in Eukaryota, Pelagophyceae, Pelagomonadales, Pelagomonadaceae.
AUGGUCUUCGACUUCUUCCAAAAGGCGAGCGACGACUUCGGCAGCUUCUUGGAACAGAAGGCCAAGGACGACGCGCUGGCCCUCGCCAAGUUCACGGCGGGCCUCGAGAAGAGCCGCGACCAGUUCGGUAAGGACCUGAAAGCCAUCUUCGGCGGCGCCGCGGGCGCGAAUCUCGACGACACCGUCGACGCCUUGGAAGACGCGCUCCUCUCCGCGGACAUCGGCGCCGCGACGACGACGACGAUCUUAGAGGACGUGCGGGCCGUCGCCGAGGCGCGGGGCGAGUACGCCGAGGCCGAUGUGACCGCCAUCCUGCGAGGGAGGAUGGCCGAGACGCUCACGAAGGCCGGCGACGGCGCGCUCCGGAAGGCGCCCGCGGGGCCGACGGUGAUCCUCGUCAUCGGCGCCAACGGCAUGGGCAAGACGACGACCAUCGGCAAGCUCGCCAGGCGUCUGAGAGUCGAGGGCGGGCAGCGCGUGCUGCUGGCGGCGUGCGACACGUUCCGCGCCGCGGCCGUCGGGCAGCUCGACGAGUGGGCGAAGCGGGCCGCCGUGGACAUCGUCGUCCCCGACGCGGGCGUCGAGAGCCCGUCGGCGGCCUGCUACAAGGCGCUGGACGUGGCGCUCGGGGUCGCGGCGGUGGACGAAUCGUUCCGCCACUCGGACCUCGCGGAUGAUGAUGUUGAUGCCCCCGCGGGCCCCUACGACGUGCUCAUCGUCGACACGUCGGGCCGCCUAAGCAACAACGCGGCGCUCAACGAGGAGCUCAAGAAGAUCCGGCGCACCAUCGACAAGCGCGCGCCCGGCGCGCCCCACGACACGCUGCUGGUAGUGGACGCGGCCGUCGGGCGGAACGCGGUCGACAUGGCCCGGGCCUGGCAGGCCGACGUGGGCGUCAGCGGCCUCGCCGUGACGAAGCUCGACGGGACGGCGCGCGCGGGGUUCGUCGUGUCCGUCGUCGAGGACCUCGGCAUCCCCGUGAAACUGGUGGGCGUCGGGGAGGCGCUCGACGAUUUGCGCGACUUCGACGUCGACGCGUUCCUCGACUCGCUCCUCGACGUCGACGCGCGGAGCGUCGACGACCUGAAGCAGCGCUUCGCGGCGCUCAGCAGCGAGCGCGCCGCGCGCGCGGCCGCGCCGCCGCCGCCGCCGACGAUCGCCGUCGACGCGGCGCCGCGCGCGCCGCGCGCGGCCGCGGGCGGCGCCGCCAAGGCGAAGAAGAGCAAGAAGAAGAAGAAGAAGGCCAAGAACCGCUGA